Molecule: messenger RNA, 1239 nt
Organism: Symbiodinium natans
Lineage: Eukaryota; Dinophyceae; Suessiales; Symbiodiniaceae
Source: the annotation of a GenBank genome assembly
AUGAGUCUUGUUGGCUAUCCGACCUUGUCUCCCCCCUCUCUGGCGCCAGCUCUCGACAUGCGCUUGCCGCAUCUGCUUGUGAAUGUGCGUGAGGACGGCCAUCACAAACCUGCAGAUCAGGUGCGGGAGUUUAUCUUGUGUUUCCAGGACAUCCCUCUAUCUCUGCCGGUGCACCAAGUGCUUCGAAUGAUUGAGGUGCAGCUGUUGGGAGCUCUGCGCGAGCAAUCCAAAAGAAAGAUGGAUCCGCAAUCAGCACAACUGGUCUUGGCAAAUGCCGGCAUGACCAUGGUGGACAACAUGCGCGGUGACUUUCACGUGAUGCAGGCAGAGCCAGCCGGGCGCCGUCGGGGUCCCAGCCGGGCGUCGGAGCCACAGGCCCAGUUCCUGACGCCGGAGGAGCGGUCAACCCAGGAGGAGGCAGAGCGGGAGCGUGCGGCGCUGCGCGCUCAGGUGCGGUCCAGGGUCCGGAUGCUUCGGUCCACCGGCGAGAGGGUGGACUCCGAUGAGGAGCUGGAUAAGGCGGAGAGGGAGCGCGGCUGGACCCUUCCGUCCGGGUGGCGUGCUGAGCAGCCCAGCUUGGUCGAUUUCCUUCCGCCGUAUUUCAACCGCGAAGGGAAGCCCGAGCUCUUCAACCUGGUCUCGGGCGAUGCGCAUCGUUUCUGGGAGGUGCUGGGCUGUCCUGAUAAGCUCUUGAACCCCACGAGCGUGGCAAACGGCCAGAUCCUCUACGGCCUUGUGGAGGCUAAGGCCAAGCUUUGCGAGGAGCUGUGGAGGAUAUACCAGGGCAAGCCACGGAAAGGCGCCGAUCUCAAGGCAGAGGCCCGGACCGUUUUCGAUCAUCCACAGGCUGCUCAGGGGUGGGGACAGACCUCGGGCCGCGUGGCCAAUCCGGUUCAUGACGUGGUGGUCAGAGCUCAAGUGAUGGGAGCUCCGGAAGAGAUCCGGGCAAAGGCGCAAGCAGUUCUGGAGGAGUUGGAUCAGCUCGUGCAGCGCGUGCACGGAGACUGCGCCACAACGCCCGAGGCAGGGCCAGAGGAGGAGGAGCUCAGGGCAGCUCUUUACACUGCACUCAAGGACCAGAAGGCUCAGCUUUUGCUGGAGUGGCAUCCCGACAAAGGCCGCACGGGCAAGAGUCCUCAAGAAGCGAAGUCCAUGACACAGCUGCUCAUCCCGUUGUUUCAACGUAUCUUCAAAGUGCUUGGCCGAGAGGAGGUCAGGAAUGGCAUUCUGCCCAACUAG